GCCGGGGCCGGACGCGGGCUUCCUGCCGCCCGAGCCGGGCGAGCACCUGGGAGCCGGCCCCGGCAGGCCGGGAGCCCCGGCGGCAGGGGAAGGAAGGGAGGGAGCCCCGCGCCCCCCGGCCCCGCUCACGGGGGAAGCGAGAGCGGCGGCGGCGGCCGGGAGAGGAGGCAGAGCGGCCGCGGAGCGGAGCAUGGAGCGCAGCUGCCACCCCUCGCCUGAGCAGGAAGCGGUGGAAGCGUGGCUGGACGAUCACUGCGACUUCACCCGCUCCUACUUUGUCAGGAAAGCCACAAGAGAAAUGGUUAAUGCAUGGUUUGCUGAGAGAGUUCAUACCAUCCCUGUCUGCAAGGAGGGGACCAAGUCUCAGAGUGAAUCCUGUGCUUGUCACCAGCCUGCCUGCCCUGAGACCACCAACUCUGGAACACCAGCAAGGAAAAUCUCUGCUUCAGAAUUUGACAGACCCUUAAGGCCGAUUUUUGUCAAGGACUCGGUAGGAGCAGUAAGCUUCCUUUCUGGCUCUGAAAAGAAGGAACAGAUGCCUCUGCAAUCUCCAAGGACUGGGACCAGUGCAGGGGAUCGGUGCUCAAGGCUUUUGGAACUUGUGAAAGACAUUUCUAGUCAUUUGGAUGUCACAGCACUUUGCCAUAAAAUUUUCCUACAUAUCCAUGAGCUUAUAGCUGCUGAUCGCUAUUCCCUGUUCUUGGUCUGUGAGGAUAGCUCUAACGAGAAGUUUCUUGUAAGCAGGCUGUUUGAUGUGGCUGAAGGUUCCACCCUAGAAGAAGCUUCAAAUAACUGCAUUCGCCUGGAGUGGAACAAGGGCAUCGUGGGCCACGUAGCUGCUACAGGCCAGCCUCUGAACAUCAAGAAUGCAUAUGAGGAUCCGAGAUUCAAUGCAGAAGUUGACCAGAUCACAGGGUAUAAGACUCAGAGUAUUCUAUGUAUGCCAAUAAAGAAUCAUAGGGAAGAGGUUGUUGGUGUGGCUCAAGCAAUUAAUAAGAAAUCUGGAACUGGUGGGACUUUCACGGAACAAGAUGAAAAGGAUUUUGCUGCAUAUUUGGCAUUUUGUGGAAUUGUUCUUCACAACGCUCAAUUGUAUGAAACAUCUUUGCUUGAAAACAGGCGUAAUCAGGUGCUUCUUGAUCUUGCCAGCCUUAUUUUUGAAGAACAGCAGUCUUUGGAAGUAAUUCUGAAGAAGAUAGCUGCCACAAUAAUAUCCUUCAUGCAAGUGCAGAGGUGUACCAUCUUCAUAGUGGACGAAGAUUGCACUGAUUCAUUUUCUAGUGUGUUUCAUAUGGAAGCUGAGGAAUUAGAAGAUUCAGCAGAAAAUCAGAAGAGGGACUACGAUACAAACAAAAUCAAUUAUAUGUAUGCUCAGUAUGUCAAGAAUACAAUGGAGCCUCUCAACAUCCCAGAUGUCUGUAAAGACAGAAGAUUUCCCUGGACAACUGACAAUGCAGAAAGUGUAAGUCAACAUAUAAAGAGUUUGCUGUGUACACCAAUAAAAAAUGGGAAAAAGAAUAAGGUGAUAGGGGUUUGCCAGCUUGUGAAUAAGAUGGAAGAAAACUCAGGCAAGAUCAAGGCUUUCAACAGAAAUGAUGAGCAGUUUCUGGAAGCAUUUGUCAUCUUUUGUGGCUUGGGGAUUCAGAAUACACAGAUGUAUGAAGCUGUAGAAAGAGCAAUGGCCAAACAGAUGGUGACAUUAGAGGUUCUCUCAUACCAUGCUUCUGCUGCUGAGGAGGAAACAAGGGAGCUGCAGGUAACAGCGGCUGCUGUAGUACCAUCUGCACAAUCUCUCAACCUGACUGACUUCAACUUCAGUGAUUUUGAGCUAUCAGAUUUUGAAACAACACUGUGUACAAUUCGAAUGUUCACAGACCUCAACUUGGUGCAGAAUUUUCAAAUGAAACAUGAGGUUCUCUGCAGAUGGAUUUUAAGUGUGAAGAAAAAUUAUCGGAAAAAUGUUGCUUAUCACAAUUGGAGACAUGCCUUUAAUACAGCACAGUGCAUGUUUGCUGCUUUAAAAUCUGGUAAAAUUCAGAGCAAACUGACUGACUUGGAAACACUGGCUUUGCUGAUAGCAACUCUAAGCCAUGAUUUGGAUCACAGGGGAGUGAACAACUCUUACAUACAAAGAAGUGAACAUCCUCUGGCUCAACUGUAUUGCCAUUCCAUCAUGGAGCAUCACCAUUUUGAUCAAUGCCUGAUGAUUCUGAAUAGUCCAGGAAAUCAGAUUCUCAGCAGCCUUUCCAUUGAAGAAUACAAGGCAACACUGAAAAUGAUAAAACAAGCCAUCCUUGCAACAGACCUAGCACUAUACAUAAAGAGGAGAGGAGAAUUUUUUGAACUUCUAAGAAAAAAGCAGUUUAAUUGGGAAGAUCCUAUGCAGAAGGAGCUAUUUUUAGCAAUGCUGAUGACUGCUUGUGAUUUAUCAGCUAUCACCAAACCGUGGCCAGUUCAGCAACGGAUUGCUGAGCUUGUAGCUACUGAGUUCUUUGAUCAGGGAGAUAAAGAGCGGAAGGAACUCAACAUAGAACCAACAGAUCUAAUGAACAGAGAGAAGAAAAACAAAAUUCCAAGCAUGCAGGUUGGAUUCAUUGAUGCUGUUUGCUUGCAGCUGUAUGAGGCCCUAACACAUGUAUCAGAGGCCUGCUACCCUUUACUGGAUGGCUGUAGAAAAAAUAGGCAGAAAUGGCAAUCCUUAGCUGAACAACAAGAGAAGAAUCUGAUUAAUGGAGAAAGCAAUCAAGCCAAACGGACCUGAGAUGCCAGUUUAAAAACCACAAGCUUAAGUUCACCUAGAAGAUGUAGUAAUAGGGAGUACUGCAUUCUACUAAACACUGUAUGGAUUUGGAUUAUGUUUUUGCCACUGCUGUAUUAUUUUUCCACAUUUCAAUAUAUAGUGUGACUGUGUAUAUGCCAAGAUCAUAUAAUUCUUUUAUUACAUCUAAGUGAGAUGGAAAAAGAUCUGCAGUUAGUUUAUAUAACCUAUUCCCUAGAAGGUAUGAGUGCAGUUUACUCGAGUGUCCCUGAGAGCCUAAUUACUUCAUAGAUGUACAUAUAGUUGUUCAGUGAUUAUGUUGUGGCCAGUAUCUUAAAGACUACUGCAUUUCGCACCUUUUUUCCUCUUUCAGUCUUGCUGUGUUAGGCUGUAAAAGAAAUGCACAGUCUUGCCUGUUCUCUUCCCAGAGGUUUAGAAGAAAAACUGGGACUAAUGCUGGCAAGCCUGAUCCAGCAUCUACUAUACUAACCUCUUCCAGGAAACAGAACUGGGCUUUGAAGUGGAGAAGCCCCAGAAUUUGUGUACCCAGUAGCCUUUUCAUAUUAUAAGAAUGUCUUAGCAAUGUGUUACAUUUUUAAAAAACCCUGUGAAUUACUAGGCAAUGGGGGGCUUAGGAGUUUCGUGGUACAGGUGUCAUAAUUAUCCAUAGAUAAUGGAAAUUGCUUGAAGACUGAUGAAAUACAUCACAACAUAACUGACAGGCUGCAUGCCUUGGAAGAAUGACCGCAAGAAGCAGAGAGGUUGAAACUAAACAAGAUAUUUCUGUAUGCUCAUUUUAACUUCAUUUUGAAGUUGAAUUUAACAUUGUCAUAACAAAUAAACUGAAUCACAGGCAGGAAAGGAGAAGAAAUGUGACUGCAAGAGCAAGGGAUGGAAAUCCAAAUUGGAAUGAUGCAGGAAUGGCAUGCUUCCAGUAGCCAUCAGUGGCCAGUGCUAUUAAUGACCAUCAAUAGGCCAGUGUUGUUAUGAAAUGGCUAUGACCACUUUGAAGAAAGUAUUAUGUUAACAUAUUUUUAAAGACAUUUUUAGCACUCGUUAGCGUUAAAAAUUAUCUAUCACUAUGUCUUAAAGGAACAUGAAAAAAGAAUACUGAAAGCAAAAAUAGCCCAGAAUGCUACAGGGAUUUACUGUUUGUACAUAUGAAUCAACAUUCAGCAAACUACGAAUCAAUUAGCGUGCACUAGGAAAAGAAGGCAUUGAUAUUUCAUUCAAACAAAGAUGAUUAAUAAAAAUGAUUUUGAACUCAUCACUGGGAGCCAGUUCAAGAAAAUAUACACAUAAGACAGUCAAAAAAAUAAAGCAGUACAAAGAGAGUACAAUUUCGUUGAGCAGGAUUAAGAAAUUAACGUCAGCAUUCUUAGACUGAUUAGUAGUAAUUUCAGUUACACAGAGACAGAAAAUGUUGAUUUUUUUUUUUAUUUUAUCUUUAGUAAUGACUCUGUAGUUAAAAUUAAUAAAAGUAAUACAUUUGGGAUUAUGCUUUCAAGUACAGGAGUUAGUUUGUAUUGCAGUAAUCCAGAAAAUUCUAGUUGAAAACUGCAAUGCAUUAGUCUUCCCAGAUUAUCAAUCCCACCUGCAGUAGCUGCUCAGAAGGACACUGAAAAGGAGCUCUUUUUGUCAGUCUCUGCAUUUAGAUAAGCAACAUCAGAAGCUAACAAGAAAUGAAGAAAGUGUUUCAAAAUGUUCCACACUACUGUUUUUCACGGUCACUUUGUUGAUUUUUUUGAUGUAGACCAAGGAAUUCUGACAGUUUGCAGCAUUUCUGCCAACAUCUAUCAUUUGUUACUGAUUAAGUCCUAUAUCAAAUUACUCUUACGACUACCAGUAAUAAUUUAUUGCAGCUGAAUGUGAAAGUAUUUUUUCUAUAAAAGUAUUUCUCCUAUGAGGUGUUGGUUUUUGGUUUUUUUUUUUCCAGGUUUUCAGAAACAAAAAAAAAAUUGUGGAAUUCAACAAUAAUUAAGAUUUCUAGAGCUAUUUUGAAUUUGUAUCUACACAUGUGUAUUUACAUGUGUAUUUCAUGGCACAAUAUGUGUGUGCAACAGGUCAUGGCUCUGCACAAAAAUUACAGCAGCCUGCCUUGCCCCAACCUUCCAGCUCAAAAAGGGAAAAAAACCUAAGCUUUUAGGUACUUUUUGAUAAAUAGGAAUUUUGCUUCACAAUUUGCAUAGUACUCAUAUAUCCUUUUCCUUGAAUGUCUGAGAUUAUAAAAUAUGUCAACUGAUAAAGUACAUAUUUAAUAUAAAUAUGAACACAAUGUAUGUAUAUAAAGGUGUAUUCUUGUUGGUAUGGUUGAGACUAGCAAUUCAUGGAGACAGCACAGCAAAUCAACUAUGGUGACAUUACAGUGUAGUGACCUAUCAUUUACAGUAAGAUUCCAGUAACUAUAUUUCUCUGCUAUAUUGUGUGUCAACAAAACUUUAUUAGACAUUAACUUAUAAAUCUUAGAAAAGAAUUCUGGAUUCUUACCUUGGACUUGACAAAAAUGCAUGACAAUCUGCAAUUCUUCAAAGGUUCACUUAAAAUGAACAAAGCUAUACAGUAUGUGCAUACAUGCAAUUACAUAUUUGUACGCAUUUAUCAUACAAAAUCUCUUCCACUACCAAGAUUCAACUACAGAAAUACAGUUCUUAGUGAUUAAACUAUUUAAAUGUCACAAUAUGCUUGUAUCUGUAUAUAUUUCUACCAAGAAAAAAAAAAAAAAAAAGCCAUUAAACUACUGGUUUAAGAAUUUUAAAAGCAUAUUUUGCUGUUGUUUCAUGAAAAAUCAGAGUGUUACACUCUGUGUGAAAGCAAAGGGUGCCAGUUUUGUUUCAUAGCUCUGUGUGGAUUGUUUGCAGAAAAUUUUUCUUUUAUUUCAUAGUGUAGGUAGAUGAAAAUAUGAGAAAGAAAAAAAAAAAAAA
This is a messenger RNA of Phasianus colchicus (ring-necked pheasant), 5679 nucleotides long. It is a transcript of the gene PDE5A, whose product is annotated as phosphodiesterase 5A. Gene Ontology annotation, biological process: signal transduction. NCBI's taxonomy places the organism in Eukaryota, Metazoa, Chordata, Aves, Galliformes, Phasianidae. The record is from RefSeq and is a predicted model, not a curated record. Gene Ontology annotation, molecular function: protein binding; 3',5'-cyclic-nucleotide phosphodiesterase activity.